Trachemys scripta elegans is the source of this 4460-nucleotide messenger RNA. RefSeq names its product solute carrier family 10 member 7 (gene SLC10A7). The transcript has 12 exons. Gene Ontology annotation, cellular component: plasma membrane. The coding region runs from base 549 to 1586 and encodes 345 amino acids. The record is from RefSeq and is a predicted model, not a curated record. NCBI's taxonomy places the organism in Eukaryota, Metazoa, Chordata, Testudines, Emydidae.
AGCCCCCUAUUCGCUGCCUCCUGCACCGGCACCAGCCCCGCCGCCCCGGCAGCCGGGAGGGGGUUCCCCGGGCUGGCUGGCUGCAGCCGAGCCCCAGCGGCAGGAGCGGCUCCUGGCGCUGCUCUGCGGUCCCGCUCCCUGGCCGGGCUGCAGCCGCCGGUGCCCGCUUGAGCUAGCGGAGCUGUCCGGCUGGGGGUAGCCGCGUAACUCCGCGCCGGGGAGGCAGCGGGCGCUGCAGCCCGACCCCCUCUGAUCUCGCGCGGUGCCCAGCCCGCCGGCCGGCGUACCCUUGCCGCGGGGGGGAGCGGGGCUGCGGCGGGAGCCGGUGCGAGUCUAUUAGCAGGCGCGUGGUAGUGAUGGCGGCUCUCAGUGAGACUUUCCCUGUCACUGGAUACUACUCCCGGCUCCUGCCCGCCGCCGCGGCAGCCCCGCUCCGAGCCCGCCCGCCCUUUGCAGCACAGCCGCCGCCGCCGGGCAGCAGGGGCCACAGGCGAGCGCGGGGGCGGCCGGAGCGGUGAGUGCCGGCGGCAGCCCGCGUGCCGCGCAGUAUGGGGCUGCUGGAGCGGACGAGGAAAGAAUGGUUCAUUCUGGGAAUAGUGCUGGUGAUCGCCGUGGCUAAGCUGGAGCCUGCCAUUGGGGUGAAAGGGGGACCACUGAAGCCAGAAAUUACCAUAACAUACAUUGCUGUUUCAGCUAUAUUCUUUAACAGUGGACUCUCAUUAAAAACUGAGGAGCUGACAAGUGCUUUGAUGCAUGUGAAACUACACCUUUUUGUCCAGAUUUUUACACUUGUGUUCUUCCCAACAGCAAUAUGGCUUUUUCUUCAAGCAUUAUCAGUCACACCUAUAAAUGAAUGGCUUUUAAAAGGUUUGCAGACUGUAGGCUGUAUGCCACCUCCUGUAUCUUCUGCAGUGAUUUUAACCAAAGCUGUUGGUGGAAAUGAGGCAGCUGCUAUAUUUAACUCAGCCUUUGGAAGUUUUUUGGGUAUCGUUAUAACUCCACUGCUACUGCUGCUUUUUCUUGGAUCAUCCUCUUCUGUGCCUUUUACAUCUAUAUUCUCACAGCUGUUUAUGACUGUUGUAGUUCCUCUUAUUAUUGGACAGAUUGUCCGAAGACGCAUCAAGGAUUGGCUUGAGAGGAAGAAACCUCCAUUUGGUGCUAUCAGCAGCUGUGUGCUCCUGAUGAUCAUCUAUACAACGUUCUGUGACACUUUCUCCAAUCCAAAUAUUGACCUUGAUAAAUUUAGCUUGAUUAUAAUAGUGUUCAUAAUAUUUUUUGUUCAGCUGAGCUUCAUGCUUUUAACUUUCCUCUUUUCUACAAGGAAUAAUUCUGGUUUCACACCAGCAGACACAGUGGCUAUCAUUUUUUGUUCCACACAUAAAUCCCUCACCCUGGGUAUUCCAAUGCUGAAGAUAGUAUUUGCCGGCUAUGAGCACCUAUCUUUAAUUUCCGUCCCCUUACUUAUCUAUCACCCAGCUCAGAUUCUUCUUGGCAGUGUGUUGGUACCAACAAUAAAAUCUUGGAUGGUUUCUAGACAGAAGGCACUGAAGUUAACAAGACAGCCCAAAGUACCUGUGAAGGUAUAACAAUGGAAGCAGUCCGUGUCACAGUGAAUGUAUAUAUGUACUAUACUGUACACACUCAGACAAUUGAGAAGACUGGUAUUUGUGAAUGUUGUUUUAGCGCAUAUUUUAUUUUUCUAUCUAUAUUAAAAAAGAUAUAUCUGUUUAAGUGCCUUAAAAAUGCAUUUUUGGCAAAAGCAUUGUUUCCAGAAGCCACUUUGUUAGUUACUGCAAGAGGUUGUACAGUAUUUUGUAGUCAUUUAGUUUUUAUUUUUCUAACAGAAUGAAUUAUCAUAAUUAAAAGCUGUGUUCCCUUCAUCACCUCUCAUUUGAAGCUAAGAUGCACCACCUGUAAGUUAGUGUUUUAAACUAGCUAAAAUGACCAGGGGCACAUCCCUCUGCUGGCUAACUUUAGAGCAGUGCUUUCUGAAGUUCUGUUCAAGAUUAACUUGAAUUUGUAUGUGAUUCUCUUAUCCUCCCUAGUCAUAUGACUGUGACAUGCCUUUUUCUUCUGAGUUUGUGUAUACUCAGCAUGGGGCCAUCCAUUGGGUAGGAGCUGAGAAGCAUAAAUUAUUUGCAUUUGUUGACACAGUUGUCUAGACAUUCCUUCAAAGUUAAUGGUUUCUCAAGAAAUUUCUUUCAGUUCCAUAUUAUGAUAUCGUGGCAUUGUAUAUCUUAAGUGCAUCAUAAGCUUCUUCAAAGAAAUGGUCUGGUGCUUGGGUUAUGAGUGAAAUAUUUGUGUUUUGCCGCUAAGAGGGUUUUUUUAUUAUUUAUCCAAGGUGAACAAAAAAAUUCUUUCUUUUUUUCUGUUCUUUCUCUCAAAUGCAACACAGAGAUUUGCAGUGACAGAAUUUAGUUGCUAUUUUUUAAAUAGAAUCUUUACCAUAGUAAAAGCAAAACUAAGUUAUAUAUUGCCAUGUUAAUAAACCUCAUGAGAACAAGAAAGUUGACAGUUUUUUCCUCUAAUUGAGAAGGUUGUAAGGCAAAUUAAGAAGGAUGCUUCUAACAAGAACAUUAUCAUGGUUAAUUUGACAAUCAAAUGCAAAUAUUUUCAUAAAAAAUAUAGAUUUUUUUUUAAUAAACAGAGAAAAAGGACCAAGGAUACAUGUAUGCCCAGAAAGAAAGGAGUACAGGUAUAUAGUUGAACACAUAACAAGCACCUUAUUCAAAACGUCAGGCAAUUAGAAUGGGUGCAUUAACAUGGACUCUAAGAUGUAUCUACCUGCUAGAAUUGUGGUGGUGACUGUCCAUUAAAAAAUAAAAGGAAAAAAAGAAAACUUCGAACAGUAAGAUAGAUAAAAGUUCAGAGGUAUCCUGCAUGUCACUAUUCCCCUUGCACUCAAUUGCAUUGCAAGUAUUCACUGCAAACACAAAGGGGAAGAGCCUCAGUUUGUCUCUGCCAUAGCUCCAUUGAGCUAUGAACAUUUAUACCAGCUGAUGAUCUGUCCUAAGAUGCUUGGGAUACAUGUCGCCAUGUGUUUGUCAAAUUAUUUUUAGCUGUAUCUCUCCUGAUAUUCUUGGUUUAAUGUAAGAGGAUUCCAUUUGGUGCCAAGCAGAAAUGCCUUGUGUUAGCAGAGGUCUGUAGUAGGCUGCUCCAUUGCCAUUGAGAUUAAAAUAUCAGACAUUAUUACUGGUUGUCAGUGAUGUGUUUUGAAAUCAUCAAUCCCUGAUCAUAAAACAUGCAAGCAACAAAGAUCCUGCAAGGUGCUGAUGCCCUCAGUUUCCAUUGACUAGAGUUGACCCAAUGAAACUAAACAUGAAUGAGAGUUCAGGGUGCUCAGCGUCUUGCAAGACUGGGGCUGUAUUGUCUAAGCUUCUUUUCAGCUGCAAAGAAUGCACAGAGCAGUGGCCAGUGAGCUCAAAGAUGUUUUUGACAAGUGUGCCUUUAGAGGUGUGCUCAAACCCAGGUAUGAAAGUAGAUCAAACAUAAGUUUUUAGAUCCAAAUCCAUAAGCUUCACUUUAUCAAACAUUUUCAUUGAAGUGGCUCCAUAUGCAUCAAAAUUCCUUUACCUAAUGCUUAAGAACACUGAGAGCAGCCAAGAGUUAGCUAAAGGGCACAGUUCCAUUCUAGCUUUUUUGUUUUGUUUCCUUGAAUCUGUCUCUGAAUCCUCAAAGUAUAAAAAGGCCCGAUCCAGCUCCAAUUGAGAUCAAUGAAUCUUUCCAUUGGCUUUAAUGGACAUUGAAUGAGGCCCAAAGACAGCAUGAGUUUGUGGUUGACUGUUAUAAAUUAUUAAAAGAAUUCUAGCACACACAGUUGCUUUUUCCCCCUUCAUUGGUUGUGUCUUCUCUAAACAGUCAAUACACUGCUAAUAUUCCAAUUGAUCUACCUCUGUGUACUGAAUCUAAUGCCUUCGGUACAUGCAACAACUAGUUUAGAUUCCAUUGAAAGUGUCUGUCUUUGUUAUAAUUUUACUGUGUUAAAAAUAUUCUUAAGACUGUUUUCCAGAGAAUUUUGUUAGAUCCUUUAGUGUAAUUAGUGAUGGUUUAGAGCAGCCUAAAUGGUAUCUGUUUAUUCCUGUUUUUACAUAAACUAAUGUUGGAUGUAUUGUUCUGAACGAGAUAUAAAGCAAAUCUGAAAUACAUUUUUAAAUCCAUACUUAGUGGAACUUAAUUAUUCAUAUCCAAAAUAUUCUGUUAUGUUUAAAGAUGGUUAAGCUGUUCAUUUUAUGCCUUCAAUUAUGCUCACAUGUCUUUAUAACAGGAACACAUGGGACUUAGUUUUGUUAAUGUGAAAUUAGGGGAAAGACAAACUUCCUUAUCAUCUGGGUCUGUGUUUUGGGGUUUUUUUUGUAAGUUGAAGUUUCAUGCUUUUGUCAGUGAAUUUUCUGCAUGUUCCUUUUUUUUUUUAAAGUGUGAACAACUUUUAAAAUAUUUUACUAAUUAAAUUGAAAAAAGUU